CGCGAAUACUCUAUAGAUUUCGAAGUGCCGCGUUGCUACGAAUUUUGCUGGAGGUUUCGUCGCGGCACGGACGGAUCGCUCAGGACUAUUUUCUCGCUCGCCAGUAAGUAAAAGUUCCUCAUUCAGCGAACGUGUCGGAAAUAACGGCUCGCGUAAAGCGAGAGGGGUUGAAAUUUGUUGAAAUAACGUGAAGAAUUAGUGCGAACGGAUUAUGGACCUGGGAGAGGUCGUGUGCUCUACCGUCAGGUGGCGGUAGCCUCAAAACAGUGGGACAUCGUACAGACACCCUGCAACGGGAUCGUGUUUUUCACAGAAUUGUUUUCCGCGUUUUCCCGCAGAAACCACGCUCCUCAACGGUGAUUUUUCGCCUCAGAGGGCCGCAUCUAUCAACCCCACUAUCCGGCCGGCCGCUCACCUCUACUCACACCUAAGACGAAUUAUGUAGUUUUUCCGAUUGCUGUAUACUCAAUUCGUUCGUUCCUGUCUUGCUUAUAAGAGGAAAGGAAAAUUGACAAAUUGCUUUGAACACCACGAUGAUGGUAAUAAUUACCAUACGGUCAGUUCGUGGUUUGCAAUUUCAUAUUAUGAAUGAAAUUGCAGGAGCCCAAUGUGGGUGGAAGUGAGAUGGCAUCCAGGGAAAAGAAACCCUUAGCGCCUUCCAAAGCAAAACAGAAGGCGACGAAUGAUUCUGGCUCGCCAAUGAAUGAAAUAAAAAACAGAAAAGGCAAGCCUUUGUCGAAUCUAAAGCAACAGCAACUUGCACAAGACAUAUUGGAGGCUGUGGCAACUGGUAGCCAGCUUCCUCCUAAAUUAGAGGCAACCGUGCCUCGUAAGAAGGUACUCAAGACGCUUAAACGCAAACAGAAGUUGAGAGUAGCGAAAGUAAACUUAAUAAAAUCGAAAGUCACAAGGAAGGUGGCUAAUAGGAACUUGUGCAGAAUACCUUCUGACAUUAAGAAGGGUGUAAGGUCCAGGAGAAUCAAAUUAGCCGAAGAGAAUAAUCCUAGAAGUUUAGAAAACCACGUAAUCGACACGGAAAACGAAAGUAUAGAUACGGAAGGAGGUAAUAGAAGUGCCAAGACCAAUCUCAGGACUAAAAAGACCAAGGGUGUACCAAAAACUAGCGCAGAAGUAGAAAACGAAGAUAUUUUGGAUAAAGACACAGGUUUGGUUGCCGGAUCCAGUACCAAGAGCAGCCCAAAACUUGGUAGAAAGGGUAGGACUUUGGAUAGUUCUGACUCUUUGCCAAAAAGUGUCAAAUCUGGGAAAUUUUCGGGAUUCAGGAGGAACAAUCUUAAGGAAAAGGAUACUUGUAUAAAGACAGAGCUUGAUAUCAAGUAUACAAAGGGAAGGAAGAGUACACGAGACGUAGAUUACGGCAAUACUAGAAUAUCGAAAUCGUUUUUGAAUAGUAGGAGUUCCAUAGAGAUCACCAUAGACGAAGUGAUAGCUUCAAUGUUGAGCGAUUCGGAGGCAGAAAACCAGCAAGACAUAACUGAGAAAAUAGAAGGAAAGGUGACAAGAAGUAAGAAGAUGUUAGUAGAAGAGAAUAAUACAAAUCCAGAUAUAGAAAUAAAGAAAGAACCAGACAGCGAGGACGCUAAAAUUAUCUCGGACGGGGAGAAUCCGGAAACGGAAUCUUCCAUUCAAAAUGCGAUUCAAUUGAGAAAGCGAUCGAACGCGUCGACGAUUAGUCAAAGAAGCUUGAGGAACGGGAAGCUACGGCAAUCGGAAUCCGACGUUUCCACCGAAUCGGAACUUAAAAAAGGUCGACGAUUGAAUUCGGACGAUCCCGUCAAUUCGGAGGUUUCCAUGGACAAUAUUACUGACACCAAUAUCGAUACGGAAUCUAGCUUCUCCGAAUCCAGCGGCAAUGACACUCAAAUCAUCACACUACCGGUCAAAGAUGAAACUACUUGCAUGAAGCAUGAGAACUUGACCAAUUUCGAAGAUAAUUUUCAGGCUGGUUUAGAAGUAGAGAAUAAUAAUAACGGAGACAGAGUGGCCGAUAGGGGCACCGAGAUGGGGCCAACGCUUCGUUCGAAAACGAAAGCGAAAAGUAUAGAUGAAACGAAAACCGACAAUAUUAAACUUGAAUGUGGAAGAAUAUCAGGUAAAAACUCGGAUGUGCAGGAGGAACCGAAGAAGGCGAGCAGUGUGGAUCAAGUUAGAAAAGACAAUAUUUUGGCUAAACUUUCGGACAAGUCGAAGGGUCGAAGGAGCAGUUUGAACAUAGAUAUGAAGAAGACGGUGAAUUCAUUUUACAGUACGGAAAAGUCCGACGGUAACCCGAAGUCUCAGAUAGAUCAGAUGAUAGAAAAUAUCAAGUUGACGAUCGCCAAGUCUAUCGAGAGUAAAAUUUUCGGUCCGGAGAAGGGCCGCGGUUUGACCAAGAAUUUCGACGUACCAAAAAUGGAAGAGAUAAUCGCGCCGUUGAGUGCAGAGUCGCAGAAACUGGGAUUGGAGGAGAAUACAGACGAGGACAAGUCUGCCAUUUCGAAGAACGAGAUCAAAUCGGAAAGCACGGAGAAUUCGAUACCGAAAGUGGCUGAUACUGCCAAAGAAAUCGAGAAACUAGUCAUGGGUGAUAUCGAAUUAGCUGAAACUCAUUCGCAGAACGUGCAGGAGAGCGAGUCUUCCGAUGCCGACGCGAACGAGAACGCUCGCAAUGUUUCGGAAGUCAAACAUUCUACUGAAAAUAACGGUGGCGAUUGCAAACCCGUGGAACAGCAAGAGGGAGAAUGCAGCGAGGCUCGUGAUGCAGCGGAAGAGUCCGAAAAACCUGACCAAGAUGAUCAACAAAUUGUGGAUGAUGCUAAGAAGAUCCUACCUACGAGAAGAUCUCCGAGGAUAACCGAUAAAACUUCUUCCGAAAAUGGCGAGACUAAGAAGUCAACUAAGCCAAUAAAUAAAACAGCUGAAAAGUCUGAAAAUUGUGAAGACUCUUCGGACAACGCAUCUGAUAAAGUUGAAGAAACCGCUUCGAAUCAGGACGAUACGCUCGAAAACGAAUUAACGAACAAAUCGGCUGUUUCAGAGAUUUCGAUGGCUAGCACAAUGGUCACGUCUGAUAAAGUUACAGAUACCGUAGAAACAGAAGCAAAAAUGAAUAAAACAAAUAAAGAAGAGAUUAAAGUCUCUUCAGCCGAUAUCGUGGAAUCGGACGAAGUAGAAACGUUGGAGAGUAUCUCUAAAGAGGUAGAACGUUUGGUAGCAGAGGAACAUUGUAACGAUCAACCGAAGACGAACACGAAAGAAACACAAGACGAUGUAUCAAGCAAGGAUACUGAGAAACAGGAAGCUAUCUCUGUUAACACGAAGGAAUCGGAAGAGUCAGUAGAGGUAGCAACGAAUGCCAAAGAUGUUGAGGAAUUCACGGAGACUGUAUGCGGAGCAAUACAAGACUCGAAGAAAAACAAGAAUAAUUGUCAAUCGACGACUGCCACCGAGUCGAACUCUAAAGAGAACUCAGUUCCUAGCGACGUGUGCUGUUCUACUGAGGACAAGAAAAAAGAUGUGAUUGAUACGAAGGACCUCAAACGUCAAAAUAACGAUAUCGAUAAAGAGGAAAAUAAAUUGAUUUCGAAUAACGAUUUGGAGCACAACGAAUCAACUGUAACGGAAGAUGAAACGGAGAAAUCGGUAGAGGAACAAAAGUCAACCGGUGACGAUGGUAAGAAACGUGUAUUAAGGGCUCGCGACAAGACGAAAAAGCUCGAAAAGGGAUCAACUUCACAUAGCAAAGAACGGAACGAGUGUUGGCCGAAGGUUAAAGUGGAAGAAGAUAUUAGCCAGAAAAUGCAGAGCGAGGAGGACACGCAAAAUUCAGACAAGAAACCUCACGAGUUGAACACGGAGGACAUAGACGAUACCCAGAAUAGCAUGGAGUUUGAUUCAAACGACACCGAGCGUCAAGCUCGUACCAGACGUGGUAGGGAUGCGAAGAAACGCAAAGAAGAUCACCUUAUCAAUCUGAGGAACAAGCGACCGAAGCGAGAGAUUCGGAAGACCGAUCAGCAGAACAAGGAGGAAACAUUGUUGGACAACGAGGUGGCUAAAAUCAACGAGAACAAUCGAUCCCUUUUAGACAAAUACGGGAACGAGGCGGUAGAAUGUGAGACGACGUUCCGAGGUUUUUCGGAGGGUAGCAGACGAAAGCUGGAAAAACGUCAGGACACUAAAGACAACGCGCGAAGCAAGUCGGAGAACGACUUGGUUAUUGACAAAGAGCCUGGCAAAGGAAAAGGUGAAAAUAGAUUCUUACGAAACUUAUCCGAAAACCCCAUGACCAAACAAGAGAAUAUGGAUAUAUUAGACGCCGAUUGCAAGCCGGUGAAGACGCCAGAGACGUCACAGAAAGAUUCCGAUGAGACGUCAACCUCCGGCGAGUCGUCCAGCAGCGUGAAUGUCACACCGAAAAUAUUGGAAACGCCCGAAGACAAGGUGAAAAAAGAAUCGAUACUGAGACUGCUCGGUUUGGAGACCUUAGAGAAGGCCGCCGAGAGACUGAGCCACCAAAGAGCGAAGAAGGAACAAUACACGGGCACCCUGAAGACCGUGAUUCGUCUGCAAAAGGAGAAAGACAAGGAUAAGAGACGAUCGAGGUCGCCGUUGAAAAUGGUGUUGAAGCAGGGUCGUGGAGACGGAGAAGGGGAUUCGCUUGAGAACUUUUACACUAUUCAGAAGGAGUUUGGAAGCAGUGGUUGGGGAGAUAGCAGCUCUGGUGCGAACCGAAAGUUCUCUACUAACCACAGACACUCUUGCGACGAAGACAAUGAAGAAACGCCGUCAAAGGAUCGCCAAUCUCUGGUCAUUCCGGAGAAAUCCUCCUCUUUCUCCAUCCAUCCUGGACGGUUGUGCGCGGACGUGUGUUGCUACUGUUUCGGCAAGUUCGGCUCCCUCGACACACCGAUGCACCUCGCUCAGAUGAAAUCCGACGAAAGAAGAAAAAAGAUACUGCACAUAGAAAGGCAUUUGACCAACGACUCUUGUUUAUGCGACGCUUGUUAUCGUCAUGUGGACAGGAAGGCAAACACGAGCCCCACAAACAUGCAAGCAAAACCACAGAAACAACAUAGACAAUUGAUGGUGCCCAAAUGCACGGCCCGCAAUUGCAGAGACGAUGGUCGACACCACGUAAAACGUCGAUGGUUGCUCAAGAUAAAGGCUGGUCUGCAGAAAGAGGUGGACAUUGAUUGGGAAUCGAGUCAACAUACGUCCAUGUCAUUCUGCGUCAGUCACUAUUCGAAAAUUGAACGAUUCUUGACCUGUGCACUAUGCAAACGCCGAUUGGCGAGAAAUCAUGCUCAUCAUUUGGCGAACGCGGAGACCACCGAGUUGAACCAGCUGCUCGGGCAACAGAGGAUCCCCGUAGUCUUGGCUGCGGGUACUUUCGUUUGCAAGUUGUGCCGUUAUUUCACGCAACUGCAGCUGAAGUAUAAGGAUGUGGAGAACAUGAAUAUGAAUCACAGAUCGUUCUUUAAGAGUUACCGGAAAAGAGUUCUACACUAUCACGAUAUCGAGGUUCCCGAGAACGAAGACGAUGACUCCCCACAAAAUUCAUCGACCAAGGACAAAGACAAAGACAAGGACAAACGGAAGAAGAUUAAAUGUUCUACAUUGUCGAAGACCAGCACUUCCAAAUCCUCGGAUGAUACUACGAACUCCGUGUCAGAAAAGUCCACUCCAGAACCUAACAAGAAUGAGAGGACUAACCCGGAAACGGAGAACGAAAACCGUACCGCGAAAGCAAGCUCCAAUUCAAACGAUGAGAACGCCGCAACGGACGUGCAGUUUAUCAGUAUAGAAAACACCAUUGACAAGCUUAAGAAACGUAAGAUGCUCGACAUGCAUUUGUACACGACACCGGACGUACCGGGACCUUGCGAGAGUCCUAGCGAGGUGGUGGAGAUUCUCGCGAUGGACAAGGAGGUGACCCUAACCAGAUUGCCAAAGAGACCGAGAACGAGCAACGAUAUCAAUCCUGUCGUGCAGAGACUCGGUGCUAAUCCUUCUAUUAGUGUGCGCACCUUGUUCCCCGGUGAGGAGGAAAUGAACCUCCACGCUAACAUAGAGUUCACUAAUGUUCGUGAAAUAACGCCACAAGGUUGGGAGAAGUGUGCCACCAUGAUACAGUACGACAGAGACACGAAGUUACUAUGGCAGGAGUUGCAGAGACCUUACGGCAAUCAGAGCUCGUUCCUCCGACAUCUGAUACUUCUCGAAAAGUAUUACAGAUCGGGCGACUUGAUCUUGGCUCCGAAUGCAUCGCGGAAUGCGAUCAAUUACUCGACUUCCGUACAGAAUCGGUUGAUAUCGUACGAGGGCCCUGAAAAGAUGGACGAGCCAAUAAUGGAACCGAUGGCCUCGGAGUAUCACAACUCCCGUCGGAUGAGCGGCGGUUUCGUGUUUGAGAGAGACAAGCACUCCUCGGGUAGCAGUACUCCCAAGCCGUCUACGGUACAAUCUGCGAAAGGCAGUCCUCCGAGGGCGUUGAAACUGAAUCCGGGUGUAUCGAUAAUCAAGAAACCGCCACCUAAUCUCCAACGAUUGAAUCUUCCGUCUACCAGUGCUGCCGCUACCACCACCGCCAAUGGUACCGUGAAACGGAAGGAUGGUCAAAAAUUGCCACCCACUGCCGGCGGUAAAGUAUUCCAAUUGAGUGAGUCCGAUUUCAAACGACUGCAACAUUUGAAGAAACAAAAACAGCAGUUGCACACGGAGAAGCAGUCUAGCAGUUCGAGCAGCGGCGUGAGCAACUCGGUUUCGCAGGUGAAUUUAAAGUCGGCCACGCAGUUCCAGAAAGCGCAGAUCGCUGCGCACACGCAAUUCCAGAAGCACUUAAGGAUGCAACAGGAGAUGUUGAACCGGCAAAGCAGAAGUGACUUCGAGCCAUUGAUCUGUGACGUUCGCGCGCUGGCCAACGAAAACAGCCCGACGCAAAAUGUGAUUCACAAUCUGAAUUUGCCGAAGUCGAUUCAAGUGACGACCAAGACGUCUAACCAGAUCCCUAUUUUGCCAAAAAUUCCCAAGUCGUUGACGGUGAUACCGCAGACGAUCACCAGACCGGCGGACAAAUGAGGCAGGCGUACGAAAAUUGGGAUGAACAGUAAGUAAACAAAACGUGUAGAUGUUCAUUUUCUUUAAACGAGAGUGUCAAAACAGUAGGGAGAACGUACGUAGAGAGUGUCGAGAGUGACGCUCUGUAUACGAUCAUAGAGAUUAUUUCGGUCGAAUGAUCGGUAAGGGCUUCGAGAGCUCGUCGUGAAGAGCGACUCUACGUCUGUCUUAUACCUAUAGAAAGAACAACCGCGUUCGCGAAAAACUGCGUUUUUCAAUGUAAAACGAUGUACGGUGACAUGUUGAAUACUACUACGCGCCUACGUACGCAUCGUGAUACAUAAUAGCGUGUUAGACAAGCGUUUUGGGAAAAAAAACGGGAGAUCACAACCACUGUAUUUUACAUUGACAACCAAAGUAUCGGUGUAAGAGAAAACACAAACGAUGAAACACGGUAGAGAUUGUUUCCAAGGAGAAGUGCCUAAAAAAAACGUACGACACGAACGAAGUCGUUAGUUUUUAAAAUGAUGGAGAUCUAAUACGUUGAAUGAACUGUAUUCACACACUAUACGUAUAGUUAAAUAUAUAAAUAUAUAAGUAUACACGAGUAAGGGGAAAAAAGGAAGGAAAUAGAAGGAUUGUUAAAGAGCAGAAGGAAAGGGGGGCGUGUAUAUACCGUGAAAGUUCGUAUGCCGAGUUUCCAUUUCGCCCUCUUUCUCUUCUACGCGUUCAAUAAUAUAUUCUCUUCUACAGAAUAACGUAAAUAAAAGAUAAGAAUAACGUUACUGAAGAAACGCCGUUCCUCCUCGAGUUCUUCACGAGAUCGAACGGAAGAGCGCGUCUCCAAUGAACGAGUCGAAGGGGGUAACGCUGAUUUUUGCCUUGCUGUUAAAAUAAAAAGAUGGUUCACUGCUAGAGACAUAUCUAUUGCGUGCGUUCUUCGGGAUUUCGGAGCCUCGAGGUCUCGCAAAGAUCGACGACAAGCCUCGAAGACAAGAAUUUGAAAAUCGGUAGUUCGUUCCUUUUCCCGCGCGUCUCGAGGGGCAUAAUACACUUAAAAAAAAGAAAAACCGAUCCGCGUUGUAAUAUCGCGAGUACAAGCAUUCGACAUCAAAAUAAUUCUUUGUUAUACGAUUUGUCUUGCACGCCGAAUAUAUUUUUAUCUAUCUGGAAAGAGAAGAUAUCGGGAAUGUAUGAAAAAUGGAAGGGAAACGCGGAUAAAAGGCAUAGAUAGCGAGUGGGUGAUCUUUUCCCAUAGCUACGAUCAAUUGCGAUGGGAAGCAUGCGGCGGAAUGAAUUUGCAAUUUGUACAUUAGAAAAAAUGAGAAAUAUAUAUAUUUUGGCCUGCUCGCUAGAGAGGAGCAUAAUUUUUCAAGCGUAAUUCUUACUCACCAGGAGGGUCGAGAUCGUUCAGCUGACGUGAGUGAGAAAGCAAAAAGAUAUCGUAUGAAUUGGUGAAAAUACACGUCUAUAAAAGUAGGUGUAGACUUAUUACGCCUCGAGCUUAUUUAUUAUGUUAUUGUAAUAUCAUCAUAUUGUACAUAACUGAUAAUUAUUUCUAGUUCGUAAUCAAUUAUUAUUAUUAUUAUUAUUAUUAUUAUUAUUAUUAUUAUUAUUAUUAUUAAUUAAUAUUUCAUAAUGGAUAAAUGAAUUGCUAUUGCAUAUACCACGACGAAUUUAAUCAUCGUGCAGGAUUCCUUUGAUUAAUCGUAUAAAACUAUCGCGAGUUCGAGAGAGGAUUGAGAUUUCUGAAUUCUUUUUGGGGCGAGACAGAGGAAGAGAAAAAGGCUGAUGAAUGAAUGAGCUAUCUACAGCUAAAGACUGAAAGAGCGAGAAAGAGAGGGAGAGAAAGGGAAUGUGUUCUUUUCUACUACUUUUCCUCGUCCUCCUCCCGCUCUUUUUCCUUUCUUUCUUUUUCUUUCUGAUCCAUUAUGCACGAUGUCGCCACGUGAAAAAUUUUGAGAGAAAGCGAUAAAAAGUGUCAAUUGUUUAAAAAAAAAUAGAACCUUCCUCGUGAAUAUAUAAACAAUAUUUGUUUCGAGGUUAGGUUAUAAAAUACUGCCUUAAUGAGAUGUGUGUGAUCAGUUGUAAAUAAUAGAUGAAGAGAAAUUAAAUUUGAAAUAUGAAUUAUUAGAUUUUUUGAUUAGUAGAAAAUUGAUUCGUGAGACAAGCGACGAAGGGGUAGUAUAAUGUGAUACGAACGAGACACUAUUGAAAUAAAUCUUUUGAACUGUAUAAUGAAAGAAGGAAGAAUAUAAAGUUCGCUUUUAACUAGAAAUUAUACACAGAAAGGUGAUAUGAAUUUUGUUUCUAGUACAGAGAUAUUUGUCCGUAUUCUACUUGAAAAUACUCAAAAGUUCUUUAUGUUUUGUUCGCUGUUCAAUUAGUUUUAUUUUAAUUUCUCUCUUUUAAAUGUACAUCUAUUUACUUGUUCUAAGCACUAGUUAACGUCAUCAAUAAAAUCGACAUAAAGCUGAAACCGGUUUAGAAAUUUAAGGAUCGAAAAUCUCUUACGACUCUUCGAGUACUAGUACACUUACAAUUAGCGAUACAAUAUUUAAAUAUUUCAAUGUUGCAUGAUAAUAUUUUUGAAUCCUCUGCGAACGUGCACCACAGUCUAGUUCCUGCAUCAUUUCCUUCCGUUUUUAUUUUUUUAUUUCACGUCAUCGAACAUAGAGAAGCAUAUAAGUUUGGGAUGAACAGAAUCGUUGAGAAACGAGAGAAUAUUCGAAACGCGGUGUAUCCUUCGAGCAGUGCAACGAAAGAAGCUAGAAACAAUUCGAGGCGUACGUAAUCCAGUUCAGGAAAAUAUUCAUGUGGCGACACGAAAAAAGAUGUACACAGGCACACUCACUCUCGAACAUUUCGACACGCGUGCACGGAAUAAUGCCGUGCACGUGCGCAUGAAUGAUAUAAAUGUCGGCAUGCGUGUUGAUAUAGAUAUUAUAUAUAUAUAAAUAUAUAUACAUUGAAUACAUAUAAUACCAAACGUUAUAAAUAAAAGUAAAUA
This is a messenger RNA of Ceratina calcarata, 10069 nucleotides long. RefSeq names its product enhanced adult sensory threshold (gene east). The record is from RefSeq and is a predicted model, not a curated record. The transcript has 8 exons. Bases 589 to 7080 code for a protein of 2163 amino acids. Gene Ontology annotation, cellular component: nucleus. Lineage: Eukaryota; Metazoa; Arthropoda; Insecta; Hymenoptera; Apidae.